Trichechus manatus latirostris (Florida manatee) is the source of this 1674-nucleotide messenger RNA. It is a transcript of the gene AMZ2, whose product is annotated as archaelysin family metallopeptidase 2. The record is from RefSeq and is a predicted model, not a curated record. Gene Ontology annotation, molecular function: metallopeptidase activity. Gene Ontology annotation, biological process: proteolysis. NCBI's taxonomy places the organism in Eukaryota, Metazoa, Chordata, Mammalia, Sirenia, Trichechidae. Bases 398 to 1480 code for a protein of 360 amino acids. The transcript is spliced from 8 exons.
UGAAGCGUCCUUGGUCUCAGGCCUGUUGAAGUGACUCUGCCUACCCCUCUGCCCGUCUUGUCCCUGGGCUGUACCCAGAUCAGGCCUGGGAGGCCAGAGAAGGCCGCCUGACCUUCCACUCUGCCUUGUUUGUAUUAGGGUGAAGACACCCCGAAUACCACUUCCACGGUCAGGCCCCGACAUGCCAGUCCUUGCAAGGUAAAAACCAAUGGGAGCCUCGUCUUCUACAGGUAGGCCGGAUGCAGGAGGACACAGCUCACUUUAUAGUUUGUCCUGUAGGAGAGGUCAUAUUGCACCCAUCUGUGUGCCUCGUGGUGGAACAACUGUUUGACCCAUUCAAAGGGAAGGAUGAAAGUUCUGCGUAGGAACACGGCGUGAAUGGAAGAGGCUUGUCAUUAUGCAAACCAUACGGCACUCUGAACAGACACUGAGAACAGCUCUCAUCUCAAAGACCCCAGCGCUUGUGUUGCAGUAUGAGAACUUAGAUGCUGGGGAACGGCGCUUGAUGAACGAAGCCUUUCAGCCAAACAGUGCUCUCUUUGAACCUAUUACCUUGCAUUCGCAGUCAGAUUGGAUUACCUCCCAUCCCGAGGCCCCUCAGGACUUUGAACAGUUUUUCAAUGAUGCUAAAAGAAAGACACCAUCUCCAGAGAAAUGCAAUAUCUAUAUACAGUCUAUUGGCUCUCUUGGGAACACCAGAAUUAUCAGUGAAGAAUAUAUUAAAUGGCUUAAGGGCUACUGUGAAGCAUUUUUCUAUGGCUUGACAGUAAAACUCCUAGAACCCAUUCCUGUUUCUGCAACGAGAUGUUCCUUCAGGGUCAAUGAUAACACAAAAAACCUACAAAUUCAUGCAGGGGACAUCCUGAAUUUCUUAAAAAGGAAGAAGCCAGAAAAUGCCUUCUGUGUUGUGGGGAUAACAAUGAUUGAUCUUUACCCAAGAGACUCCUGGAAUUUUGUCUUUGGACAAGCCUCUUUGACAGAUGGUGUGGGGAUAUUCAGCUUUGCCAGGUAUGGCAGUGAUUUUUAUAGCUCCCACUACGAAGGCAAAGUGAAGAAGCUGGAGAAAUCAUCUUCAAGUGAAUAUUCAGUUUUUGAUAACUAUUAUAUUCCUGAAAUCACUAGUAUUUUUCUGCUUCGAUCCUGUAAGACUUUAACCCAUGAGAUUGGACACAUCUUUGGAAUGCGACACUGCCAGUGGCUCUCAUGCCUGAUGCAAGGCUCCAACCACCUGGAAGAAGCUGACCGGCGCCCUCCAAACCUUUGUCCCAUCUGUUUACGCAAGUUGCAGUGCGCCAUUGGCUUCAACAUAGUAGAAAGAUACAAAGCGUUGUUGAGGUGGAUCGAUGAUGAAUCUUCUGACAUACCUGGAAUAACGUCGAAACAUAGUCGCGAGGGGAAUGUGCAUUUGCCAAAACGUGCGGAAGCCUUUAAGGAGUGGAAAGAGUGGAUAAUUAAAUGCCUUGCUGUUCUCCAAAAAUAAGGACCUUCAAAUAGGAGUAAUUAAAAUAAAAUACUUGCAUAUUAUGCUUUCAUUUUGGUGGAGUACCUCAUUGGAAUAAACUAAGUGCCUACUGAUAGUGCACUGUCAAAGUAACAGAAUAGAGCCCUCUGUAAAGCACCUGAACUUUGAAAUGGGGGCUUAUUUUGAAUAAUUAAAACUAUAUAUGCUUUAUC